Ostrea edulis (European flat oyster) is the source of this 12481-nucleotide messenger RNA. Its product is annotated as cation-independent mannose-6-phosphate receptor-like. Gene Ontology annotation, molecular function: D-mannose binding; insulin-like growth factor binding; signaling receptor activity. Gene Ontology annotation, biological process: lysosomal transport. The record is from RefSeq and is a predicted model, not a curated record. The transcript is spliced from 43 exons. Gene Ontology annotation, cellular component: trans-Golgi network; plasma membrane; late endosome. The coding region runs from base 308 to 7501 and encodes 2397 amino acids. Lineage: Eukaryota; Metazoa; Mollusca; Bivalvia; Ostreida; Ostreidae.
AGAUUAGAAUAACAAAAUGGGGAAUGAGCUGUCAGAGUCAAUUAUGUGCAGGUGAUUUAAUCUAUCAUUGCUGAACAUUCAGGAAUUUGAUUGAACUUUAACUAUAAUAGAUAUUAAUGAAAUUUUACUCUUAACAAUUUUUCUGAAGAGUUCCAAUUUUUUUUUUUUUUUAGUAUUUUUAAAAAUGGCACAAAUUAGCCACCAUAUUAGAAGCGCGUGACUGUCAUGUGAUGCGCUCCUGGAUCGUGUGCGCAUCAGAAUGUUUUGACUAAUGGCGAAAUGCACAUGAGGAAAAUAAACUGCAGUUAUGAAAUAUAAGUGUCUGUAUUUCAUGGAAUAUUAUCUUGUCUUCUUAAUAUUUUUACGCCUUUCAUUGCUAUACACGUGUGCUGAACAAUGCAUUAUUAACAACAUAGACUUUUCUGCAGUUGAAAGAUUUGGUCCAUGGGAAUGUAAGUCAGAUGAUGGCAAUAUUACAUACAAGAUUAAUUUGUGUGACAGAAUUGUCACUGGUAGUGGGGAUGAGCAGCACAACUGUCACUCCGGUACAGUUAUUUGCAUGAUCAAAGAUGGUGGAGCAUUCUCUAUAGCCAAUUAUACCAAAAACACAUUAGACGCCCCAUCUAAUAAGGAAUUAGCAGAGACAUGGAUCGUAAGGAGUGGGGACUCAUGUCCUGAUAUGUCAGGAGAAAAUCUAAACAGUGUCAUCAAUCUCAAAUGUGGCAAAAGUCUGGGAGUUCCCAGGUUUCUAUCAUACACAUACUGUACAUCAUACUUUGAAUGGAGAACCAGCUACGCUUGUCAGAAUAUGCCCGUCUCUCAUCAUGAAGUACCAUGCUAUGUUUAUGAUGACCAUGGCAGAUUACAUGAUCUAAGUGCACUUGUGAAGACACAGGGAGGUUACUUAGUGGAUUCUGCUGAGGGCUGGGACUUCUACAUCAAUGUCUGUAGAGACAUAUCGUCAGGUACAGGUGAUAGAUUAUCCCGAUGUCCCUCUGGAAGUGCAGCUUGUAGAAUUAGUAGCAAGACGGUGAUAGACAUGGGGCAUACUGCAAAGAAGUUACAGAUUGACGCAAAGGGUCACCUGAUGCUAACAUAUCUAUCUAACGUCACUGUACCUGAAUGUACCACCAAACCAACAACCACUAUACAAUUUGUGUGUCCAGAGGCUGGAGGGAGUGAGGAUCCUGUGCUUGAGUUUGACUUUAACUGCCAAUACCGAGUCCUGUGGAAGACAGAGCAUGCAUGUCCAGAAGUGGCUGUUACAUCUUCUUCUUGUCGCCUAAACGAUCCACAACGAAACAUUGACCUAGAUCUUACUCCACUCACCAACUCACCAGGAGUUGAUAAACCGUAUGAAGUCUUUGUGAAUGCUUCGGGCUCAAGAUCUCAUCCCCUGAAGUAUUUUAUCAAUGUGUGUGGGGAGCUCGGGAUUCAGUGUCCAGACGAGGAUCAUGUUAAGGGUGUUGCAGUUUGCCAGACCAUGGUGGGCAAUUCCAGCUGGGGGCAUGUCUCAGGGACAACUGAUCACCAGCAACUCAAGUUUGUGGAUGGCCUAUUGACACUGACCUAUAGAGGAGGAGAAAAGUGUAACCACAACAACUUCCAGAGGGAGACCAUUAUUUCUUUCCAUUGCAACCACUCAGCAGUUUACAAUGGUAAGGGUUGGCCUGUGUUCAAUAGAGAGAAAGACUGUACGUACUUGUUUGACUGGGACACUAAGUAUGCCUGUUUGGAUCACCCCAUUAUUGAGGAGUGUCGUGUAAAUCACAAUGGAAAGCGAUAUGAUUUAUCACCCCUCGUCAAACACUCAGGUAUGAACUGGAAUGUUUUGGAGGGUGGUGGAGGGGACCAGCUCAGUUUGUACUACAUCAAUGUCUGUAGUGACAUCCUCCACAUUGACCAAGCUGUCCAAUGUAAAUCAGACUCAUCGGUCUGUCUAAUAGAUAAUUUUGGGGUUCACAGUUUAGGGCGGUACGUACAAAACCCGACCUUUGACCCUAGAUCUAACACAAUACAGAUCACUUAUACAGAGGGAGACCUGUGUAAGGAUAACACUAAGAAAAAAUCCUCCAUCAUCACGUUUAUAUGUAAACCAGGAGACAUGGACAGUGGUCCAGUCCUUUUGAGACGGUCUCUAGAUGAGUGUAUUUAUGAAUUUGAGUGGCAGACAGCAGCUGCAUGUGUACUGUCCAGGGAGACAGGGUCUGAAUGCAAGGUUUACAACCCAGACUUAGGCAUAAAUUUUGACUUAAACAAGCUGAGGGCCUCAUUGGGCCACUAUUACAAUGUAACAUCAGGGGAUUAUGACUAUAUACUCAAUCUAUGUGGACCAGUGAAGAAUACUAUAUGUGACAAGAAUGCAGCCCAUGUAUCAAACCCAGGAAUCUGUCAAGUCAAACACGGAGGAACAGCUAGUGAUGCUUUUGUAACUGGGCAAUCCAAUAGUAACCUCACCUACUAUGAUGGACUUCUGAAGUUAAAGUAUGAAAAUGGAGCCUUAUAUAACAGCAAACCUCCAGCUCCCCGCCAGACCGAGAUCACCCUGAUCUGUGACCGACAGGCUGGCAGAGGAUCCCCCCAGUUUCUGGAUGAGGGGGUGACUGCUGCUAGAACGUACACAUUUUACUGGAACACUGAGUUUGCGUGUCCCAGCAGCCCAAUAGAAUGUACAGCUACUGGAGGAGGGAAACAGUAUGAUUUGUCCAGUUUGUCAAGAGGUUCAGCACAAGACAACUGGGCAAUAGUAGAUGAUUCCAACCCUAACUCCAGAACUAAGUUUUAUAUUAAUGUUUGUGGUCCAUUGAAGGAAGUCAAUGUGGGGACUGGAUGUAGCCCUUUCGCUGCCAUCUGUCAGACACAUUACCAAAGUGGACAGGAACAACUAUUAUUUGAUAACUUAGGCGAGGUGACAUCAGCCCCCACUGUGGAGGGGAUGGGACAACUAUCAAUGAAGUACGUCAGUAUCAAAAAUGAAUGCCAGGAUAUCAACAAUCAGAAGAAUAACUGGACAACCACUAUUCACUUUGUGUGCAAGAAAGGAGCUUUGAUAUCGGGCCCAAAUCUGCCUCAGAAGAUUGGAAAUUGUGAGUAUUCUUUUGUAUGGGAGACAGAAGCAGCAUGUCCAAUAGCAGACACUGAAACCAAAAACGUCAACUGUACCAUCAAGGACCGCAACUCUGAUUACACAUUCAACAUGUCUCCUUUAAAACGGAGUGGAAAUGAGGACUAUUAUGAAAUGAAUGCUAUGGGAACUGACAAAAUUAGGUUGAACCUUUGUGGCAGUAUCAAUUCCAGUCACUGUUCAAAAGUGGAAGGUGCUGAAUCAGCUGCUUGUCUGGUGAAAAACACUGGAUCCACCCAGGGUCUUGCCACGGUCAGCCAUGUUCUGGACUACUCGGAAGAUGGCAGGCUAAUGAUGACCUUUGAUGGUGUUAGACUGGAAAAUGGACAGAGAACGCAGGUGAUUAUUCUGUUCCUGUGCAGGCAGAGCAUUCCCCUUGGGGCCCCCGAGUUUGUUCGUAAGGAGGAGAAUGCAUACUAUUUUAACUUUAAGACAUCCCUGGCCUGCAGGCCCCAGCCUGUAGACUGUCUGGUACAAGAUGAAAAAGGAAAUCAAUAUGACUUAUCUCCGUUGGCUAGGACAGGCACAAACUGGCAGGUGUUGGACACAAGGGAAGACUACUCUGAUUUGACAUAUUACAUCAAUGUCUGUAGACCCAUCAAUGCCAUUAGAGGAUCUACUUGUCCAGGUGGUCCUGUUGGAGGUUGCCAAAUGUCGAGUUUGGGGCGGGCAUACAACAUGGGAUACAUCCAAUCUCAGCCUUUGGUGACUGGAAAUGGGACACUGACUCUGAGGUAUGCUGGAGGGGACCAAUGUCACAAAGGUCAGCCAACUGAAUCCUCCCGUAGCACCAGGAUCAACUUCUUCUGUUCUCCGUCAGAGCACAGUCCAACUUUUGAAGGAGAGACAGACACCUGUGAGUACAUCUUUAACUGGCAGACUCCUGCUGCAUGUCCUAUACAGAGAAUUGUUGGUCAAAACUGUACAGUAUCAGACCCUGUGUAUGGUUUCACCUUUGACUUGAAUAGCCUCAGGAAUACCAGUUCCAACUAUAAAGUUUCGGCUGGGGAUUACAUGUAUGAACUGAAUGUUUGUGGACCACUUCUGCAGUCCUCAUUGUGUUCGGAUUCUACCAUAGCUUCCUGUCAGACAAAGCCGGCAGACUCGAGCUUUCACUUUGAUGCAGGACACAGCAGUAGUAAAUUGGUAUAUGAUGCUGGGGAGAUAACUCUUACCUAUGAUUUUGGUCAUCUUUGUCACAACAAAUACAAUCGCUCCACCGUGAUAACGUUUAUGUGUGACCAGUCAAAGUCUGGCCAGGAGGGACCCAGUUUUCUGAAUGAGACAGAGGACUGUACCUACCAGUUUGUGUGGCCCACGUCCAUGGCUUGUACCCCAUUUAAAAUUGGUGACUGCAGUGUGAGGGGCACAAAUGGAGAUCAGUUUGAUCUUUCUAGUCUCUCUCUGAAUGAUGACAACUAUCAGACAAUAGACCAUCUGACCAAGAAAAAGUACAUUUUUAAUGUGUGUCGUUCACUGAUUCAUCAGAAAGGAGAGACUUGCCCUUUCAAUUCUGCUGCUUGCAUUGUUGAUCUCAGUGUUGCAGAUCCAAAGAAGGGGAAGAAAUUUCACAACAUUGGUGAAGUGAACGAGCAGCAGGUUUUGUUUCUGGAUGGCCAUGUACAACUGUUGUACAAGAAUGGUGAAGUAUGUUCUGAAGACCCCACCAAACACACCUCCACUCGUAUCUUGCUGUACUGCAGCAAGGAUUCAAUCGAUACAUCACCAACUGGGCACUUCCUGGUGGGCUGUGAACACAGGUUUGUGUGGCAGACGGCAGCAGCCUGUCCUUUAGAAUCGCCAAGUAUAGGUGCAGGGAACUGUACUGUCGCCAAUCCUAGGUCAGGAUAUACAUUUGAUUUGCAAUCUCUUAAACAAUCUCAAGGAUACAAAGUGGAUGACAGGGUGGACCACAUAUUUACCUUGAAUGUGUGUGCACCUGUAACAGGAACUCCAUGCAAUGCCAAAUCAGGCACCUGCCAAGUGGAAACCAAAGGAGAAAAGAGAUCAUUUAAUGCUGGAAACGUUAAUGCCAAUCUACAAUAUAAUGAUGGCAUCUUAUUUCUGAACUACACGGGGGGAGACAAAUGUCAUAACAAUCAGUUUGAACGGAAUACCAUCAUCAGCUUUAUUUGUUCCUCUGGCACUGGCCAUGGUCAGCCUGAAUUCAUUGCUGAAACAGGGGACUGUACUUAUCAGUUUGUCUGGCACACCGAGCUGGCUUGUGAAGAACAGGUAAGGUGCUCUGUAGAGAAAGACGACUACACCAUAGACUUGUCUCCCUUGAUCAAAAGGUCUGGCCACCAUCUUGCUGUGUCAACAUUUGGACAAGGAGCUACAACAAAUGGCACAUUUUACAUCAAUAUAUGCCGACCUCUGAACCCCAUAUAUGGCAAACUUUGCCCUCCUGGGGCUAGUAUAUGCUGGGACAGAGUAGGAAAGCCACCUGUUAGUCUUGGCAAGGCAAGAACCCGCCCACAACUUGACCGUGUUACUAAAAAAAUCUACCUCCUGUAUGACCAUGGGACUAAGUGUCCAACAAAUAACUCCAUGAACAUGACCACAAAAAUUGUCUUCAACUGCAAACCGGGACCUUCUAUUGGUGUACCAGUGCUGGAAUAUGUCCAUGGUUGUCAAUACAUUUUUGAGUGGGACACUAAUGUUGUCUGUGAGAGAAACAAAACAGAAGUUUCUAAGGGGAACUGUGUGUAUAUAGACCCCAUCACCAGAGUCACAUACAACUUUACUGGCCUAAAGACUCAGCAACCUGUACAGCUGACCAGAAAUGGUUUGAAGUAUUUGAUAAACCUUUGUGAAGGUUUAGGGGCCAAAUACCCUGGUUGUGAGAAUUCCUCUCUGUGUCGCUGGAAUGGAACCACUGGUCAUGGUUAUGGCAGCAUCAGCUCCGAGCAGUUUAUCUCUAGUGAGGAACAGCUCAAAAUGGUCUACAGGAAUGGCAAGGAAUGUAAAGGUUCCAGUGAGGGUGUUAUUAACUUUGAAUGUGAAUUAUAUACCUACCCAGGGUCUCCAAGCAUCAUGUUCACCAGUGAGUGUCAAGGUAUUUUCCGUUGGGGUACUAGGACUGUGUGUCCUUCCAUUGCUGACCAGUGUACGUUGGCCCAUAAUGGACAUGUGUAUGAUCUCCGUGUGUUGUCUCGUCAACAGGGAAGCUGGAAUUUAACAGACAUACAAGGCAACAUGUACUGGAUAAACAUCUGCCAGGGUGUACACAACGGGCCAGAUCAAGGGAAGUGUUCUGAUAAGUCAGCCUCAUGUCGUCGUACGCCUGAUGGCAAGGUGGACAGUCUAGGAAUGGUCACAUCUCAGUCCCUCAUCAUGGAAGGUGAUGGGAAAACACUGAGACUAGAGUACACAAGUAAUGAUUUGGCCUGCACCAGUAAACAUCGUCGUAGUGACAACCUGAAGUCACGUACUGUCAUCAGAUUUGAAUGUGGUAACUCAGUGGGAGGACCAGUUUAUAUUCCCAGACAAACGAGCAACCCUGAGUGUGUAUUCGAGUUCAAAUGGAAGUCUGCCGUUGCCUGCAGAGUGGAAAGACACAGCGUUAAAGAGAACAAGGGGGAAAUUAUGGAUCCCAGGUCAGGUGCACUAGUGGACAUCACAAAGUUUUAUGGGCUCCACACAAUUUCUGGAGAUUCUACAGACUACCAGAUUGAUUUGUCUGGAACUGGAACUUCAUGUCCUGACCAUGCGGCCAUUUGUAGGCUAGACAAGUCUCAGGUCAUCAAGACAACCCUUGGGGUCAUGGAGGGACAACAGUUUUAUAUUGAGGAUGACAUCUUAGAGGUUGUAUUAACAACAAACCAAAAUUGCGACAAGGAUGCCCAAAAGAAGAUCACCAGCAUUGUACAGUUUCACUGUAAUCAUGAUGGACUGAGUAACCCACAGUUUUUGUUUGAUUCUAUGGACUGCACUUACAUUUUUAUCUGGGAGAACCCUUACACCUGUGCACAUCCUGUUGUAGUGAAUCCUAAGCCUAUUGGAAAUGAUGAGGCAACACCAGCCACGACAUCACCAGCUGUCAAAUCUAAAACUGUAGCCACUAUUGUAGCUGUCUUCCUCAGCGCCAUUGUUAUGUGUCUGCUACUGAUAGUGUUCCACAAAAAGGAGAGAAGGGAAGCAGUAGCUUCAAGGUUACGAGGGCUUAUCAGGCGACAUUCUGCAGUGUACAGAUACAGUGAGAUUCCAUCCAGUGAGGAAGUGGAUGACCUCCUUCCAGAGAUUUCAGCAAACAACCUGGGACUUCAAGGGUCCGUACAAACUUCCACAAAUGAUGAAGUCAACAUAUUACAGAAUGAAGAGCUCCCUGCUGUGUCUGUUUUCCAUGAUGAUAGUGAUGAAGAGCUUCUAGCUUAAUGAUUGAAAUUCCCUAGGUCUACAUUAACAUAUCAAUAUUUGUUAUGAGUGACUGACAUGUGAUUGCUUUUAUGAAACUCAUGAAUGGCUAUUUAGCCAUGUUGUUAAUAUACCAUCAACCAAAGCUAUUAAUGUACCAUCCAUCAAACGGUCACUAGGUGGUGUUUAGUGCUGCACUUAAUAUGUUUGAAAAUGCAUGCACAUUUUGUUUAUGAAUCAUUAAGAAUGCUUCCAUUUUUUAAACAAAUAAGUAUAGCAAACACCAUUAUUUACCAUGAUUUAAAAUCUCUUUCUCCACUCUGUCACAAUAGAUCUCUCUCUCUCAACUGUAUUACAAGUUUAAUUUCAGUGCUGGCUAGGUACAUAUAUACAUGUAUCAGAGUUUAGAAACAUAUUAGAUACAUUGUCAGGGGUGUAGUUAAUUUCAAUGUGUUCAACUUUUUUUAUGUCAUUUGAGCUUGAAAUAAGUAUAUCUCUACCAAAUAUAAUGGACAACUUUACAUCAACUAAAUCGAUAUACUUACACAGUAACAAAACCCAGGUGGUUUAGAAAUGGUACAAAAUAACAUUCGAUUUAAAAAUAUUUCAUAUAUGAUGUCAGCGAAUAUACGAAUAGAACAGUAGUCCCGAAUAUUCAAACAUUGAUUUUUGGUAAUGGUUUCAGCUCUAGUUGCAAUGUAAAUAAACAUUUACAUAAGGUUUAUCAACAAGCACUUUGUAUACUAGAAGUGAAAUGAAGAAAUACCUAAGUUUUAUGAACAUCAUUGAAGUAUUGAAUUCUUACAUGUAAGUAAUAGCCUAAAUGACCAGUAUGUAUCUAAUACUCACCCCCGUUUAAUUUUUGCCUAUGUUGCCAAUGGACGAAUUUAAGGCUGGGUGAGUUAAAAAUCUCUGUACUGUACUUAUAAUUUUUUGCGUUUGGGUAAAUUCAAAAUGGUAUGAAACCGUUUGCAAGUGUAGAUGGGUGAAAAAACACGAGGCAAAAAUAACUCUUUUAAUACAGUAGUUAAGGUGUGGACUUUAAAUAUUUGCAUGUGUAACUGUAAUACAUAUUGAAUUAUUCUUACAAAUAUGCAUGACUAGAGAAAAAUAAGUGUUAUUGUGAAUAAAUCCUAAUUUUCUUGUGCCGUUUUUAAGCAAAUUGCUAUAGUCAUGCUUGUGAAAUGUUUCCAUUUUCUUUUGUCUUAAAUGUUAAUUUAUGUCGUUAUUUUAUGCACUUGAUAUCAAUUUUUUAAUGAAAAUGGAGGUGGUGUUGUACUACAGGUAAUAUUCCUAAGUGGGAGAGUUCACUUUUCUUUGUGUGACUGUCAGCUGUAUGAUCACAGGGUAUAUGUCAGUGAUACAAAUUUCAUUUUCAAAUGUCAUGGCAUAUAUCCACAGUAAUCCAUACAGACACUUAGAUUUGUUUAGAAUGCAUUAAUAUUUAACCAUUUUGUUCAAUUUUUACUUUUUUCCGGUUAUUGUAAUUAAGGGUGUGCAGGGAAUUUUCUGAACAGUUGUACAAUGGUGUAAACAGAAUCAUAACAUGCUGUACUGCUUUUGUUUAAAUAUGUACUCUUACCAGUAUAUGUAGUUUAAUUUCUUCCCGAAUGUUAGAAAAAGAAGCAAAAGAUUGCCAACAUAUAACAUUCCAUUAUUGCUCAAUGUAAAAAAUGUUUAUUUAUUGAUGUUUCUUAUUUACUUACAUAAUAGCACUGUAUGUGCAUGUAAGUCGAGAAAAAAUGUGCCUGCAUUAAAUGUUGUCAUUAUUACAUGUUUAGUAGAAGCCACCAUUUUCUUUCUAGCUGUUAAAGACCAAACUGUUUAACAAAGGGACAUUGACUUGGCAGUUUACCACACUUUUUUAAAUUGUUGGGGUUAAUUUUCAAAGCUUUGCAAUUUGUGUAUGAAUUGUGAAAUACAGUUGUAACUUAUAAAUGUCAUGUGAAUGGCGAAUUUUCAUCAUUAAGUGACUAGACCAUAAAAUGUUAUUUCUACAACCUAGCUACUUUGUUAUUUUCCCUAUAGAGAGUAUAAAUUCUCCAGAUUUUUUUCUACAUGAAGAUUUUCAUGUCUGUUUCGAUCAGUAUCUUUCUUCCAUUUUCCAUUGUAGGAUUUUUCAUUAUAUUUAUUUUGUAUGUAUUUGAGUUGAUGACUAUUCAGUCGUUUGAAUUAAUUUUUUAUUUGCAUUGUGACAUACAUUUAAUUUUUUAGGUCACCUGAGUAAACUCAGGUAACCUAUUGCAAUCGGUUGUCGUCCGUCGUGCGUUAACAAUUGAACAUUUUUAACUUCUUCUUGAUAACUACUUUUCUAAUUCUUUUCAUAUUUGGUAUGAAGUAUCUUUGGGACAAGGGGGACAUAAAUUGUAAGUUUCAGGUCUCCAGCACCCUUGGGGCCUUAGGGGCAGGGCAAAAGCUGCCCAAAAUUGACCAAUUUAAAAAAAUCUUCUAAUCUCAAGAACAGCACAUGUGUAAGAAAAACUAAAUGCAUGGUGAUGGAGAGCAGGAAGGCCUCUACCAAAAUUGUAAAUUUCAUGAUCCCCGGGGUAGGGGUUCUGACCCCAGGGCGGGGCCAAACUUGUUAUAUAGUGUUUAUGUGUAAAACACUUAAAUAACAUCUUCUUUAGUGCUGUUGAUACUAAAUUGAAACUAAAUGGAUAGAGCAGGUAGUCUUUUACCAAUAUUGUAAAGUUGAUGAUCCCCAGAGUGAGGGUUCAGACCCCAGGGUGGGGCCAAACUUAGGGGCUCAAGUACAAAAUAAGACGAAAAUAGUUCUUUUAACAUUGUGUAGGAAUAUUUUAAGUAACAUUGAAAAAUAAUUUGUUUCCUAUCUAUUGAUGAUACAAUAUUUAUUCUGAUUCUAAUUAGAUUGUAAACUUGAUUAUGCUAAUUUUGUUGGAAUAUUCAUAAUUUAUCCAUAAUACAGUAAUAUGUUCAUAGCUUGUUUAAUUUAAAUUAAUAUUCAAAUAUAUUUGAUUAUUUGACGAAUUUUUUGGUCGAUAGUUUAUAAUUAAGGAGGUAUGCUACACCAGAGAAAUUUGAUGUAGAUGAAAAGUGGAGGAUAUGUACAACAAUAUUUUGAAGUUGAAAAUUUUCAAAUUUACUUUAUUUUGUCAAAAAAUACAGUUUUAGUAGAAGGUAAUCUGAACAAAAAUUAAAACCCCUGCUGUACUCGAACCUGCGACCUACAGUUCACCAGUCGGUGUUCUAACCUACUGAGCUACUGGGCUAGGUAUAUAAAUGGAAAAGGAAAAGUCAAAUAUUGCUGAUAUCGAUUGUUUCAUCCAUGUUUUUAAAGGAAGUCAGCCAUUAUGACGAUGUAGAGUACUACCUUAACUACUACUCCUAUAUGUUUUAAAAAUGAAAUCAUGUAUAUUCAUUAAAUCACAGGGCAGGUACACAAGGUUUAAAAUUGAAAUAAUGUAUAUUCAUUAAGUCACAGGGCAGGUACACAAGGUUGAAUGGUAGAUAGGCAGACAGGUCGACAGGUAGUCAGGUAUGUUUGAAAUAGACCUACAGGUAGACAGGUCGAAAGGUAGACAGGUAUGUUCGAGAUAGACCUACAGGUAGACAGGUUGACAAUUAAAACUGUGAUUUUAAAUCCUUAUUUACACAAUGAUAAUUUGUAAUUAAAGUUGCGAUAUCCUGUCGACCUGCUGAUCUUUCACUGUGUAGACAAGAAUCAAAAUUCAUAAUUGAAACAUCUAUGAGAUCAAAGCAUUGUUAAAAGAUUAUUAGAACAGUGAUUUUAUAUCCAAAGUUGCUGUAUCCUGUCGACCUGUCAACUUGUCGACCUGUCAUUGCUGAUCGUGCAAUGUGUAGACACGAAUCAAUAAUUAAAUGAACUGAAUUAUUCAUAAAUUAUACAUAAUUUGCAAUAAUCAUUUUUUACUAAUUUCUUUGAAAUUGGUGCCUCAAUUUUAAUAUUAUGAAUAUUUAUGAGUUUUAUUUGAGUUUUUUUUCAUAAAUAAAGUACAUUUACAUACUAAUUUGUAACCAAACCGAUUUACUACCACUUAUGUGGAUGGGACUAUUUUCGUCUUAUUAUGUACUUGACCCAAAAAAAAAGAAUGUAUAAAAAUGGUGAAUUUCAAUCAAAACCCAGGGUUAUGACUUAAGGAUGAGUCCAAAUUAGUCAUAUGUUUUGAUGUUUUAAUGUUAAUACACCUAUUAUUUAAAGCCUUUCAUCAGUGUAUGCACUUUUGAAGGCAGUGAAGUUUUAAGAACACAUCUUGUUUUAUACUGUUGCUGAACAUUAGAAUUUAGCUUAGAUAUACAGAACAGGAAUUUUUUUCUAGAUUUCAUAGCCCAUGGAAGUAGUGAUACUUUUUCACUAGUAUUCAGGUGACUGAUAAGGCCUGUGGGCCUCUUGUUUAUUUGCAUUGUAACAAUUGCUUCAUGUUCAAUCUACAGUUUUUCACCUGUUCUUAAUUGAUAUCCACACAUCUUUGUUUGAUCUGUUUCAUGAGGACAGUUAUUCUCUAAAGUUAUACUUAAGAAAUUUAUGUUCAGCAAAAGCAUUUCAGAUUGGCUUAUAUAUUUGAAAAUGUAUUGUUUUCAUGAAGAGAUCUACAAAUGUGAUUUAUUGUCCCUUUGCAAUUCAUUGCAAGAGGGGGCCGUUUGUGAGUGUGGGUGUAACACUGAGCUUAUAUACACUCACAUCUUUUGCUUGACUGAUUAGCUGAUUAGAUACUUCACAUGUAGUUUUGUUAUCAAGAGAGGAAGAACCCUUUUGAAUUUGGGGCCCAAAGGGUCCAAUUGUCAAUGUCACUAUAUAGGUUUUGAUUAGAAGAAAAAACUUGUAGAUACUCCACAGGCUCAAUUGAUUAGAUACUUCACAUAUGGCUUUGUUAUCAAGAGAGGAAAAUUCCUAUCAACAAGAAAUCAUCAAAGAUAGACUUCAUAAAUAAAAAGAAUAUCAAAUUUCGUAAGUGAUAGUUUUAAACAGUCAUUAAAAUAUAUGUAAUAGCAAGGGAGAUUAAUAAAUUUAUUCUAUUUUUA